Molecule: messenger RNA, 915 nt
Organism: Trichomonas vaginalis G3
Lineage: Eukaryota; Parabasalia; Trichomonadida; Trichomonadidae
Product: 3-oxo-behenoyl-CoA reductase protein
Exons: 1
Coding region: 1-915 (304 amino acids)
Molecular function (GO): oxidoreductase activity
Source: RefSeq, a predicted model, not a curated record
AUGUUUGAGAUAUUUUUCUUCUGGCUUGGUAUUCUUGGAAUUGUACAUUCUUUAAAUACAAUCGUUCGUUUUAUUCGAGGAUAUACCGGUAAGAAGCCAGAUAUUAAGAAGAAAUAUAACACAAAUUGGGUUUUAAUAACUGGAGCAAGCAGUGGAACAGGAAAGCACUUAGCGUUGAAGUUAGCAAAAGAUGGUCUGAACAUUGUUGGAACUGGUCGUGAUACAACAAGGUUUAAUUCUGUUGCCCAACAAUGCAGAUCACUUGGUGUUCAGUUUGAAACAGUUAUUGCUGAUUUUGCAAAGCCAGAGUCUGUUAAUACCGUUGUCAAAGCAAUGGAAGAUAAGGAUAUUGGCGUUUACUUCCUUUGUGCCGGUUAUGGAAUGGUUGAUGACUUCUUUAACUUUACUGAGAAGCAGCUUAUCGAUUUUAUUGAAUCUAUGGUAAUUUCCCAGACAAUUCUUUACAAAUACAUCAUUGAAAAGAGUAAGAAACGUAAAUCAGAAACUCUUGUUUACGGAAUCGCUUCAUUAGCUGCUGAAGCUAUUUUCGGAACAGGCCAGAUGUACUGCACAGUAAAGAGCUACAUGUCUUCAAUGUUCAGACACCUUGAAUUAGAAAUGAGAAAUGAAGCACCAAAUAUUCAUUUCCAGGCCAUCCAUCCAGGACCUUUUGCUGGAUCCAUGUUCUUUAACAAAGUUCCGCAGUUUGUUCAGAAUUUCAUCGAAAAAACCCAAAAAUUUUUACUGAAAGAUGAAGAUAUCGCUGAUAUGAUGCUUUAUACAAUGGGUAACGGCAUACAAGUUGAUGUCAGCUCUGCUUCUCUCUUCUCUUUAUUCGGAUAUUGGCUUAUCACCAAAGUUGGUCAAAACUUAGUUAAUAGAUUCUUUGUUUGGGCCAAAAUGCACAUGAAAUAA